AUGUGCCUUCGCAGGAUUGAAGUCUAUGUCGGCGCUGGAAUGGGAUCCAAUUCCGAUAGAAAUGGGAUGACUGGGCGAGGUAACACCCCUGAUUGGCCCACUCAUCGUUGCGGUGAUAGAGAGGGAAAGGCCGGCAUCCUCCGCAUCACCAAUAUCCUGAACCCUUUGCGAGAAGUUGCCCCAACAAGUCCGCCAUCGAUUACCGAAAACCAAGCCUGUAGUGGCGGGCCCGUUUCCGUACUUUGGGGCAAUGACAGUGGGAAUGACGAGUUUGACCCCAUCGACCUCAAUGCCUUGCUUCAAUUCGUGUACAUACUUGAUGACUACCACCACCAAACCGCCAGCUGGAAUGUUUCCGAUGCUGGUUGUAAAUACCUCACUGGUAUCCUGGGAAAACAAAGCAGUGACUCUUCCCGCAGAUUUAGCAGCUUCAUAGAUGGCUUUUGCUUCGGCCCUCUGCUUGACCACUCCACUAAUUGUCUUCUCCCCAACCAAAGCCUGGAAGUCCGUGACAGAGGAGGAUCCGUAGAGAGGGAAUGUAUACAGGGCUUCGGAGAUGUCCCUAGUUGACGAAUUGUUAUACACCUGCGUGAGUGAAUGGGAGGCGGUGAGAUCCACGAUGUGAGAUUUCAGUGUGGUUGAAAUGAGAGGGAGGGACUGCAGGCAGCCACUAUCGACAUGGGUAACUCGGGUGGUCAUGAGGGCGAUCAGCGUGGUAUUGAGAGUGUGUUUGUUUUUGAAAGACGGCAGAUUUACGAAGGGGAAUUGAGGGGACUCUAUAGAAUUUUCUGAAGCCGAAGACGGCCACGAGGUAUAAUAAUUAACGCAAAUUAUUAAAAA
Messenger RNA from Tuber melanosporum (Perigord truffle), 840 nucleotides. RefSeq lists its product as uncharacterized. NCBI's taxonomy places the organism in Eukaryota, Fungi, Ascomycota, Pezizomycetes, Pezizales, Tuberaceae. The transcript has a single exon. The coding region runs from base 1 to 570 and encodes 189 amino acids. The record is from RefSeq and is a predicted model, not a curated record.